AUGAGCAGUAUAUUUAAACGGGUCUUUUUUUCUUCAAAUGAACAAGAAAACACAAACUGCCACUCUUUCGACAAUCAAAAUAUCGAGACCAAGCUGUUAAAGGGGAAGAUUUCAUAUCCUACACUUAUACAAUCCAGUAGAGGAGAAUCUCUUAAUAACAUUAAGCACUUGGUUCCAGGAGAAUUUCAAAAAUCUAAGCCAGAUUUAAAAAGCAGUAACUUCCAUGGGAAUAGUUUUACAAUUGAUGAAACUUGUUCAAACUCUACAAUUAUUCAAUCACGAGAGCAUCUUCUUAUUAAUACUUCAUUUCCUCCAGUAAAAAGCCCUGCACUUCAUUUUGGAUUUGAAGAAGAUGACGAGAACGACUCCUUUCAAAGUAGUAAUGAGGAUACUACAGACUAUCACACUCCAAUUAAUCAACAGUUUUUGUUAAAUAGUUCAGGCAAUGCCCUCACUCCAAUUUCUUCUAAAAAACUUCCUGAACAUAAAGAAAGUAUCGACCCAAACACUAAAUCACCUUCAACAUCUGAACGCCGAAGAUCUUCGUUACCUUCUUUAUUUGAUGAUCCCUUAAUUCAAACAGAUAAGUGGAUUAAAAGAAACUCCACCCACACCAUAAACUGCACAAAUACUUUGAAUGACAAGAGCGGGUCUAAUACUUAUAAGCUUAUCAAACUUGAAUCACCCCUCAAGUCCCUCUUCGAAGACACUUAUUUCCCCCAUUCUCGUUCAAAUUUACUUCCUCCUACAGAUGUCCCCAAAUCUGUGACUCCUAGAACCAUUUUGACUUCAGAAUCAGAUUCAAGCGCUAAUUUCUUUGACUUAUCUCCAGAUAUGACCCAGUCGUCAUUUCUUACAAAUACUACUGAGUAUCAUACAGCACCCGCAAAUAUGCUUCUAUCUAUUGAAACUUCUACUUUAAAAAACUUGCCUUUAAACUCAUCCACACCACCGCCAUUACUAUCUAAUUCAACUUAUGAAAUUGCACAAUCACUUUAUUAUGGUACAAACCCUACUAUCCCUCAUAUUGAAACAGCGUCAUGGCUGGGAGAUGUAGGAGAAUCAAAGGCUGCAGUUCUUAAAGAAUACAUGUCAUUUUUUGAUUUUUCAGACUUUUCUAUUCUCUAUUCUAUGCGCACUCUAUGCGAAAAACUUUACAUGAAAGCUGAGUCACAACAGCUCGACCGUAUCGUGGACGCCUUUUCAGAGCGGUGGUGCGAAUGCAACCCAAACCAUAAGCUUAAAUCCGUUUCAGCAGUUUACACUUUGGCUUACUCAAUCCUUUUACUUAAUACCGAUCAUCAUUCAGAAACUAAUCAAGGUGUUAAAAAAAUGCAAAGGUCACAAUAUAUCCAAUCAACUUUAGAAGCAAUGAAAAAUCUUGUCUUGGCAGAAGAAAAGCAAACCAAGUCACUCAAUAAAGGAAGCCUCCAAUCUUCAGACCAAGCAAUGAAAAUCCGUCGGACUCUUUCUGUCAACUCUCGCAAAGAGUAUCCCUCCCGACCUACAGUUUCCAAAUCAGACAACUUAGCUUUGGUCAAUGACGACACCAAUUAUAGUCAAAAAGAAUGGGAAUCAAUUGUAGGUGGGAUUUUGAAAAAUAUUUAUAACUCGGUCGAUGUGAGUCCCUUGAUUUUGGCUCCAGGUAAAGGUGCUAAUACAAAUUCAAGUAAUGCCUCCAAUACCACAGACUUGUCCAACAAUUUGGGCUUGGGAACUAGCUUAUUGCGUCCAAAAACUUCAAACAGUCGCAGAAACAGUUGGAUGGCCUCCUCAGAAUCUUGGUCGGAUUAUGAUUAUUCAGAUGCCAUUGCCAAUAAUAACCCAUUUCCCACUCCAGAUAAUGAUUUCAAUGCAGGAACAAACAAACAGAGAUCAACAAAAGAGCAUACGAUUGGAUUUGCAGGUGCACUAUGGAGUUCCAUACAACGCGAUGAACAAGAAAAGGCUAAAAGAAAUGCAACACAUAUGCGAUCUUCAUCUAUACCCGAAGAUAUUGAGCAGCAUGGUUCUCUCUCAAAUAGCGUAUCUUUUGGUUCUACUAUAUCUCCUACAAAUACAAGGUCUUCUGGAACAGCAAAUACAACAAUGUCUUCUUCAGUGUCUUGUAAAUCAUCUCUUUCUUCCAUCAAUGAAAACUCUCUGCAAUUUAAUCAUUCAAAGAUUGAGAGCAAACCUUCUACACCGGAACUCAGAGAACAAUUUGGUGGAAUAAUGCGCUUCAACCCUUCUACAAAUAAAAACUCAGCAUCUACACUAUCACUUCCAACUGCAAUGAAUGUUCCAUCAUCAAUGAUACGCAACGAUAGUUAUGGUCUUGAUACGCGUUAUAAAAUUAUCAAUGAGUUCCCUACAUCUAGCGUGAACCCCCAUAGCUUUUCAGCAUUUGCGCCGUUUGCAGAAUCUACAAUCUUGCCUAGUUCAAGCUCUGAAAUAUUUAGUAUUUAUGAGAGCAUAGAACAACCUUCUCAAGAACCUGCCAAAAAAGAAAUCAGGGAAGAAGAUCUGCUACUUCACGGUGCUCCAUGGGGGAAAGAAGGAUUACUAGAAAUACAAGUUUACAUGGACAACACUGACAAGAAAUUCAGACAAGGAGGAAACAUCAAUUCCAGCAGUGGAUCCAGUAGCAAUGGAUCAAACAAAAGUAAUUGGUCUAGGGUAUUUGUUGUUGUUCAGCAAGGGUAUUUGCGAAUGUUUCGUUUUGAUAAAACUGAUCAUAAAGGCUCUGGAAACUUAUCAUCUCUUUCAAAAUCUAAGCGGCAUGGGUUUGGCGACUUUUGGCGACGAAAAAUGGCUGAUAAGGGUAGCAUGAGUUCUCUUUCAGAUACUGAAAGCAAUAACCAACCCAAGCGAAAAACACACCGUCAUCGUCACAGCACUUCCAGAACUCCCAAAAGCCAAUCCAAUAAUUAUAAUGGCCUAGGAAAGCACCAUGAAGAAGUGAAGCAAGUUGGAAGCGGGAACUGGCUUGAAAAUGCAACAAUGACAGAUAGCAUUUCACUUUGUCAUACAAUAGCCCAGAUAGUCCACACUGAUCUUGAUGGAAAUGACAUUCUUGAUAUGCUCCCCAAAGGUAUUAUAAGUAAAGGUAAAAAGCCCGGGAAUGGAUCAAGCAACAAUCACUCUGGGUAUAACAGUAGUAGCAAUAACAGUUUUACCAAUUUAGAUGUCUUUAGCAAUAGCAGUUCCAGCUUAGGCAAUCGGGACGAAAGCAAAAAGUGGGCUCUGUUAAUGCCAAAUAAAGGUGUGCUAUUGUUUAAUGCGGGGACAAAGGAAAUUGCAGAAGAGUUUGUGUACUCAUGUAAUUAUUGGGCUGCCCGGGUCUCCAAAGAACCUUUGCUAGAGGCCGUCAGUUCUAGUGAGUAUGGUUGGGAUAAGCCCAUAAAUACUAUAUUUCAUACCCCGAGAGGAUCAAAACCCGGACACUCUCCAAGUAAAUCUUAUGGUGAUGCAUCCUGUCUUUCUCGGUCCGGUUCUUCAACACGAGAAACACUUUCACACAAAAAGUCACUUCCGUCUCUUCAAUUUAUUUCCAAACAUAGUAGGAUUGGUGUCAAGUCCUUAAACUCUUCCGCAUCAAGUAUCCAUAGUUCUAAUGGCGGGAAUGGUACCCACCAAUCACCCAAUUUUGAUCAUCCCGACAUUGUGGCGCAAUUUAAUAGCUUUAUUUUGGGAUCUGCACACAAAAAGCUCAUGACAUUAGGGCUUGUUGACGCUGCAAAGGUUUUGUACAAUUUCCCACUAUCAACAACACCCGUUGCCUCGGAUUUUGCAACCUCAUCUAAUGAUGAAUCUGAACAAAUGGUUUUGCCACGAUUGCGCACUGAAUCGGAAGCCGCAAGCGCAGCCACAGCAGAAUAUGCCCGCUAUAUGACGACUAAAUCAACACCUCUAGCGCACCAUCCAUCGUUUCAACGACAGUUUGUGCAAGAUCGCUUGAAACAGCUUAAUUCAUACACAACCACAGGUGGAUUGGUGGUCAUUUACAGCGGCUCGCGAUACUUUUUGACCACAAGCUCAAGUGAUGUGUUGAUGAUAAACAACGAGCGAAUAAACCUGAGCAAGUGGAGUGCACCUAUGGCGUCUCUAAUUAUGUCUGGACUCAGUGAACAGGCUCAAAUUGACGUGCUUAAUCGUUACUCCAAGACUAUUGAAGAAGCCUACCACAGUCAUAUUGCUGUUGGAGCAUUACUGGGAGGAGCCUAUAAAAACCAAACGUCACUACCCGUGAUGCCUCUUGUAUUUGGCAAUUGGGAAGACAAGUUUACAUACUUGCUUAAGGAAAUGAUGAAGUAUAGUAUUUAUAUAACGACACUGCAAAUGGCCGCCGGGGACAAAAAACGAUUAGGACGGAACCUUCAGAUAUAA
Molecule: messenger RNA, 4368 nt
Organism: Magnusiomyces paraingens
Lineage: Eukaryota; Fungi; Ascomycota; Dipodascomycetes; Dipodascales; Dipodascaceae
Exons: 3
Coding region: 1-4368 (1455 amino acids)
Biological process (GO): regulation of ARF protein signal transduction
Molecular function (GO): guanyl-nucleotide exchange factor activity
Source: RefSeq, a predicted model, not a curated record